Messenger RNA from Saccharomyces kudriavzevii IFO 1802, 2712 nucleotides. RefSeq names its product protein kinase PKH3 (gene PKH3). The coding region runs from base 1 to 2712 and encodes 903 amino acids. The transcript has a single exon. Gene Ontology annotation, molecular function: protein serine/threonine kinase activity; ATP binding. The record is from RefSeq and is a predicted model, not a curated record. Gene Ontology annotation, biological process: peptidyl-serine phosphorylation; intracellular signal transduction. NCBI's taxonomy places the organism in Eukaryota, Fungi, Ascomycota, Saccharomycetes, Saccharomycetales, Saccharomycetaceae.
AUGACGUCUAGGAAAAGGUCUCCGCACGAUUUUAUAUUCAAAGAGGAACUGGGCCAUGGCUCUUACUCUACUGUAUUUAAGGCUUUAGAUAAGAAAUGCCCGAAUAAAAUCUAUGCCAUUAAAGUUUGUUCGAAGAAACACAUAAUUCAAGAGGCUAAGGUAAAGUAUGUCACCAUUGAGAAGAACACCAUGAAUCUGUUAGCGCAAAAACAUCAUGCGGGCAUAAUUAAGCUAUAUUACACUUUCCAUGAUGAGGAGAAUCUUUAUUUUGUGCUAGACUAUGCCCCAGGUGGAGAGCUCCUGUCUUUGUUGCACAGAACUGGUACAUUCAAUGACCUAUGGACGCGUCAUUUUACUGUGCAAUUGAUUGAUGCAUUAGAAUUCAUUCAUUCGCAUGGCAUUAUCCACAGAGAUUUGAAACCGGAGAAUGUUCUUUUAGACAAGGACGGAAGAUUGAUGAUCACUGAUUUCGGUGCUGCAGCCACCAUAGACUCUAAUUUAAGCGAAAACUCAACCCGAUGUAACUCCGACGGUAACUCUGUGAAUGACAACCAGAACUGUGCUUCCUUUGUAGGAACCGCUGAGUACGUUUCCCCAGAACUACUCUUAUAUAAUCAAUGUGGUUAUGGUUCGGAUAUAUGGGCUUUGGGCUGUAUGAUAUAUCAGUUUGUUCAAGGACACCCACCUUUUAGAGGGGAAAAUGAGUUAAAAACCUUCGAAAAAAUCGUAGCUUUAGAUUAUUCAUGGGGCCCCAACAAACGCAUCAAUAAUAGUUCACCACCGGUAAAUCCUCUCGUAAUAAACUUGGUACGAAAAAUCUUGGUGGUAGAGGUUAAUGAGAGAAUUCCUCUCAAAUUGGUAAAGAGGCACCCCUAUUUUGCCAAAAUAGACUGGAACGACAAAGCCAAGAUAUGGAGAGGGAUUUGGCAAAACUCACAGGGACAACCAGAACAGCAGACUUCUGGAGCACUUCCCAAUUUACCACAAAAUGUCCUACCCACAAGGCAAUUGCAUGUAAUCGAUACUCCAGCACGAAGUAUACAAAUCACUAAACAAAGGCGCAAGAAGCCAACAAAAGUUUCAAACACAACAAGUAGUAUAGUAGUGUGGAGAAAAAGGCUUGGUAUAUCAGCGGGUAAAGAUGAUUUGGGUACCGUACCGUCGGCUGCCCCUAACGAUAACAAUAUAUUAAAUGCUACGGCGGCAGUGUCUAGCUCAAAUUCUGUUAUACCGCCGAACUCGCAACCCAUUCAAGCUCAGGCUAAACGAACACAACCGGUCGCCCCCACCAGAAUACCUCCUAAAGUACCGAUAAUCAGCAAUAGUGUAAGAAAUAAACCAAUAUCGCGACAAAAUACUGCCUUACCAUCUCCAGUGAUACGAUCUGUAUCACCAAAGCAGCCAACAUCGUCAGUAUCAUCGACACCGUCCGCGCCAUUAUCACUGUCAGCGCCAUCAACAGAGGCACAGCAUCAGGAUGUACCGCAAACUUUAGAUGAAAGAAAUCCGAUUGACCUUUCCAUUCUAAAACAAGACUACGUCUUUAUUUAUGGGAUCCCAUAUAAAGAUGAAGGGCCUGCCAUGUCGUUGAAUAGCUAUAAUGAAAUUGACAACGAUUUAAUAACAUCGCUAGUUGAGCAACACAAGGAAGACCUGAAGAACUCUAAGUUGUUUUUGCAGUUGCUGACUUUGAAAAAGAAUGGAAUGCUAAGUUACAAAAACACAGUUAAGAAGGAUGACGAAAAAAAUCUAGGAAACAAAGAGCAUCUAAUGGCUAAUAUAGAAGAUACAGAUUUGUCCAUGUACGAUUUUGAGUUCAACGAGUUGUCAAGAAAAGGAUUUUUGAUUUUGGAGAAAUAUAAAAAUAAGUUAUGGUUUAUUUCACUACCCUCGUAUUCCAUAUUAUCGAAGAUACCGUUCCAUGUCGUGAAAUCUUUGACAAUAAACAACAAUGAAAAUUGGGUUGGUUGCUUUUUCAGAGCAAGACAACUUCUAGAGGAAAAACAAAUUCUUGAUAAGAUCAGCAAUGUCUCCUUUGACAGCAAAGUAUCUACUCAAUCGCCAUCACCUUCAUCAACAUCAAGAAAAGAUCACACACCGAGCAUAGGCAUUACUGUAGCGCCUCCAAGCCGCAAUUCAAAACAAGGAAGUCAAAACAAAGUGCCGCAAAAUAAUAUCAUAAAGGAAGAAAUGCCUUCCCGUGUACCCAGUAAUGUGAAGGAGAAGCCUUCUGUAAAUUCUACCCCUUUGACCGGACAUCCCAGGGCUUCGUCAGGCAAUGACACCAGUAGAACUACAAGAAGGGCAAACGGAGGAUUACCAAAUAGUGCUCCUUCUGUUAGUGCAUAUAAUAAUAAUACGGUUCCAAUUUCGAACCACCGGUCCACCACUAAUCUAAUGAACAACAAAAGUAAUUAUUCAACAUCCAAGAAAGAGAACCCUCUACCAUCUUCCAGCUCAUCUUCUACAACCAAGUCUCAACCCAAAACGGCGGGUUAUCGACAGUUAGCACCUUCGCCGCCACUUUUCCCCAUGGAAUUUCCAGCUACGAAAGAAAAGUAUUCCGCGCCUUCUAACAUGGUGAUCAGUAGCAGCAGAUAUGAGGUUUUGCAUACUCUCAAUAGCAGCCAGACAAACUUCGAUAGGGAGAUUGCCAGUAGAGGUGCCUCAGCUGCGUUUAGAAGUUUACAAAAGAAUAAAAAGAAAAAAUAA